CCGGCUUCCGCCGACGGCGCUGGUGGGCGAUCGUGAGGCGCCGGAGGACGUUCCCAGCGGCCGGAGCCAUGGAGAUGCCGCUGCCGCCUGACGACCAGGAGCUUCGAAAUGUCAUCGACAAACUGGCCCAGUUCGUGGCUCGCAACGGGCCCGAGUUUGAAAAGAUGACGAUGGAGAAGCAGAAGGACAACCCGAAGUUUUCGUUUCUGUUCGGGGGCGAGUUCUAUAGUUACUACAAGUGCAAGCUGGCGCUGGAGCAGCAGCAGCUCAUCUGCAAGCAACAGGGCCCAGAGCUGGAGCCAGCCACUGCCAUGCCCCCCCUGCCCCAGCCCCCGCUCGCUCCUGCAGCACCCAUCCCACCAGCCCAGGGUGCGCCAUCUAUGGAUGAACUUAUCCAGCAGAGCCAGUGGAAUCUGCAGCAGCAAGAGCAGCAGUUGCUGGCCCUCAGACAGGAACAGGUUACAGCGGCCGUGGCACAUGCAGUAGAGCAGCAGAUGCAGAAGCUCCUCGAGGAGACCCAGCUGGACAUGAAUGAAUUUGACAACCUGCUGCAGCCCAUCAUUGACACAUGUACCAAGGAUGCCAUCUCGGCCGGGAAGAAUUGGAUGUUCAGCAAUGCCAAGUCCCCGCCACACUGUGAACUGAUGGCUGGCCAUCUCCGGAACCGUAUCACAGCCGACGGGGCACACUUUGAGCUGCGGCUGCACCUCAUCUACCUGAUCAAUGAUGUGCUGCACCACUGCCAGCGCAAGCAGGCCCGGGAGCUGCUGGCUGCCCUGCAAAAGGUCGUGGUGCCCAUCUACUGCACCAGCUUCUUGGCCGUGGAGGAGGACAAGCAGCAGAAGAUUGCCCGGCUCCUGCAGCUCUGGGAGAAGAAUGGCUACUUCGAUGACUCCAUCAUUCAGCAGUUACAGAGCCCAGCUCUGGGGCUAGGCCAGUACCAGGCAACACUCAUCAAUGAGUACUCCUCAGUGGUGCAGCCAGUGCAGCUGGCCUUCCAGCAGCAGAUCCAGACCCUCAAGACACAGCAUGAGGAGUUUGUCAACAGCCUGGCCCAGCAGCAGCAACAGCAGCAGCAGCAGCAACAGCAGCAGCAACAGCAACAGCAGCAACAGAUCCAGAUGCCGCAAAUGGAAGCUGAAGUGAAGGCCACACCCCCACCCCCCGCCCCACCUCCAGCCUCUGCGCCUGCCCCAGCUAUCCCACCAACCACACAGCCCGAUGACAACAAACCUCCCAUCCAGAUGCCCGGUUCCUCCGAGUAUGACACCACAGGAGGGGUCCAGGACCCUGCCACUGCCGGCCCCCGGGGCCCUGGACCCCACGACCAGAUCCCACCAAACAAACCCCCAUGGUUUGACCAGCCUCACCCUGUGGCUCCUUGGGGCCAACAGCAGCCUCCCGAGCAGCCCCCCUACCCGCACCACCAGGGCGGGCCACCCCACUGCCCACCCUGGAACAACAGCCAUGAGGGCAUGUGGGGUGAGCAGCGGGGGGACCCUGGCUGGAAUGGCCAACGUGAUGCCCCCUGGAACAGCCAGCCUGACCCAAACUGGAACAGCCAGUUCGAGGGCCCCUGGAACAGCCAACAUGAGCAGCCACCCUGGGGUGGGGGCCAGCGUGAGCCACCCUUCCGCAUGCAGCGGCCACCGCACUUCCGGGGCCCCUUCCCACCCCACCAGCAGCACCCACAGUUCAACCAGCCGCCUCACCCGCACAACUUCAACCGCUUCCCGCCCCGCUUCAUGCAGGACGACUUCCCCCCACGGCACCCCUUUGAGCGACCGCCCUACCCUCACCGCUUCGACUACCCUCAGGGGGACUUCCCUGCCGAGAUGGGCCCCCCUCACCACCACCCCGGUCACCGCAUGCCUCAUCCUGGGAUCAACGAGCACCCACCCUGGGGGGGGCCCCAGCACCCUGACUUCGGCCCUCCUCCCCAUGGCUUCAACGGGCAGCCCCCACACAUGCGGCGACAAGGCCCUCCCCAUAUCAACCACGAUGACCCCAGCCUGGUCCCCAAUGUGCCCUACUUCGAUCUCCCCGCUGGGCUGAUGGCCCCCCUUGUGAAGCUAGAAGACCACGAGUAUAAGCCCUUGGACCCUAAAGACAUUCGCCUCCCACCCCCCAUGCCACCCAGUGAGAGGCUGCUGGCAGCUGUAGAGGCCUUUUAUAGCCCACCCUCCCACGACAGGCCCAGGAACAGUGAGGGUUGGGAACAGAACGGCCUCUAUGAGUUCUUCCGAGCAAAAAUGCGCGCCCGACGGCGGAAGGGCCAGGAGAAGAGGAACAGUGCGCCCUCCAGAUCUCGCAGCAGAUCCAAAAGCCGAGGGCGUUCGUCUUCCCGCUCCAACUCGAGGUCCUCUAAGUCAUCAGGCUCAUAUUCAAGGUCAAGAUCGCGCUCCUGUUCACGCUCCUAUUCCCGUUCCCGAUCCAGGAGCCGCAGCCGAUCUCGCUCCUCAAGAAGCCGCUCCCGCUCCCGCUCCCGCUCCCGGUCCAAGUCAUACUCCCCAGGAAGGAGACGCCGCUCACGGUCUAGGAGUCCCACUCCACCUUCUUCAGCCGGGCUGGGUUCUAAUUCAGCACCUCCAAUACCUGACUCCCGGCUCGGGGAGGAGAACAAAGGCCAUCAGAUGCUGGUGAAAAUGGGCUGGAGUGGAUCUGGCGGCCUUGGUGUGAAGGAGCAAGGGAUACAAGACCCCAUCAAGGGCGGUGAUGUCCGGGACAAAUGGGACCAGUACAAGGGUGUGGGCGUGGCCCUGGAUGAUCCCUACGAGAACUACCGCCGGAAUAAGAGCUACUCCUUCAUCGCACGCAUGAAGGCCAGGGACGAGUGCAAGUAGGCAAAUGGCGGUGGCAGAGGGUAGGGACCACUGGGCGCGCAGUCUCCAUCUUUGGGGAGCAACAGGAGAGGGGACUUUGGCACACCUAGUGACAAACACCAUGCCCAACAGCGGCAAGGCCUGGACUCCCCUACAAAGCAGCUCUGCCGCAGAAGCCAAAGGCCCACGAGAUGCCCCAGCCCACCUGGUGUGAGCUCCCUGCCCGUGACAGCAGCUGGCGAACACAAGAUCCUCCACCCCAGACACGCCUGAUGUCGAAGGAACAAGCGUGCCUCCCUUGGCAGGCAGCCCUGGGCCUCUUCAUCAAGAGGGCGUGUGUGGAGCCAAAGCAGACCAGCAGGACCAUGGACAGGCCACCCACCCACCUCCCCAUCCAUGCGUGAUGCAAAGCUCAGGCAGGCGUCAACACUGCUCCUCUUUAGAAAUGGAAAAAACAAAACCUUUUUGAUUUGUAAAGUUAAACAGGGUUUUUAUUUUUACCCCAAAUGGUUUAUUAGUUUUAGAAAGAAACUUAUUACUGAUCGAAAAUGACCCCCCUGAAAGAAUUGGAGACCUGGUCCCUCUGAGACAUGCUGGCCCUUAGUUCAGUUAUUUUAGUUGUUGAAGUUGAAUUUUCCCCCUGAAUGUUAGCCAUUUGCUAUUACCUGCAGAAACAGGUUCUGAAGAAGCUGAUCUGAGGCAUCUUCAGGUUAGGGGAUGAUACCCCAGAGAAUCAAGCCCUCAGUGUGUGGUGUUGCAUUUUCUCUUAUGAGCCCAGCACCACUGCCUACGUGGUGGCCACUCAGACCCAGUGGUGGGGAGGCCGGGCCAGCGGGGAGCCACCUCUGCCCAAGCCACUGGGCCACCAGUGACUGUGUCUAUGGGCAGCGUGUUAAGCGCCGCUUAUUUGUACAGAAACAUUUUUGAAAAAUUCUUUUCAAUAAGAUGCAAAAUCCUUUCCAACUUUUCAAGCUGAUGUGGUAAAAUAUUUGAUUUUGUUCUAGAUUUCCUGUAGCUGUGAACUGUUCAAACGUGUCUGAUUCAGGAUAAAACAAAAACACGUGCUGUUAACAAUUUCUUGUGGAUUUUACUGUUUUGCCUUCAAAUAAAGAUUUUUUUUUUAAA
Molecule: messenger RNA, 3947 nt
Organism: Condylura cristata (star-nosed mole)
Lineage: Eukaryota; Metazoa; Chordata; Mammalia; Eulipotyphla; Talpidae
Gene: CHERP
Product: calcium homeostasis endoplasmic reticulum protein
Exons: 17
Coding region: 69-2843 (924 amino acids)
Biological process (GO): RNA processing; intracellular calcium ion homeostasis
Cellular component (GO): perinuclear region of cytoplasm
Molecular function (GO): RNA binding
Source: RefSeq, a predicted model, not a curated record